Messenger RNA from Zophobas morio, 1268 nucleotides. Its product is annotated as developmentally-regulated GTP-binding protein 2. Lineage: Eukaryota; Metazoa; Arthropoda; Insecta; Coleoptera; Tenebrionidae. The coding region runs from base 118 to 1209 and encodes 363 amino acids. The record is from RefSeq and is a predicted model, not a curated record. Gene Ontology annotation, cellular component: cytoplasm. The transcript is spliced from 5 exons. Gene Ontology annotation, molecular function: GTPase activity; GTP binding. Gene Ontology annotation, biological process: cytoplasmic translation.
AAACCCAAAAAUCGACAUUCCGAUCUAGGGGUUUCAGGUGCGUGAAGUGGUACCUCCGCUUGUCAAACCUGCCAAUGAUUGUCAAACUCCUGACAAGCCGGAGUAACGUGCACUACAAUGGGAAUCUUGGAAAAAAUAUCAGAAAUCGAAAAAGAAAUAUCAAGAACACAAAAAAACAAAGCAACCGAAUACCACUUGGGGCUCUUGAAAGCCAAACUAGCCAAAUACAGAUCCCAGUUACUUGAACCUUCCAAAAAAUCGGAAAAAGGUGAAGGUUUUGAUGUCUUGAAGAGUGGAGAUGCUCGAGUUGCCUUAAUCGGAUUCCCGUCAGUGGGAAAAUCCACCCUCUUGUCAACGCUAACUAAAACCGAAAGCGAAGCCGCGUCUUAUGAAUUCACCACGUUAACGUGCAUUCCUGGAGUGAUUGACUACAAUGGUGCCAAUAUCCAGUUGCUGGAUCUACCGGGGAUUAUUGAAGGCGCUGCGCAAGGAAAGGGUAGAGGCCGGCAGGUGAUAGCAGUAGCCAGAACGGCAGACUUGGUGCUGAUGAUGUUGGAUGCAACCAAGAAGGACGUGCAUAGGCAUUUAUUAGAGAAAGAAUUGGAGAGUGUGGGGAUUCGGCUGAAUAAGAGAAAACCCAACAUUUACUUUAAGAUUAAAAAAGGAGGCGGCAUUUCCUUCAACUCCACGUGUCCAUUAACAAAAAUCGACGAAAAACUUGUACAAAUGAUCCUACAUGAAUACAAAAUAUUCAAUGCUGAAGUACUAUUCAGGGAAGACUGCACUGCCGAUGAGCUUAUUGAUGUUAUUUGUGCGAAUCGCGUUUACCUUCCUUGCCUUUAUGUGUACAAUAAGAUUGAUCAGAUAUCAAUUGAAGAAGUGGAUAGAAUAGCCAGGCAACCUAAUAGUGUUGUGGUCAGCUGUAACAUGAAGCUCAAUUUAGACUACCUCUUAAUAAUCCUCUGGGAAUAUUUGAAUUUAAUUAGGGUUUACACGAAGAAACCAGGGCAGCCUCCAGAUUUUAGUGAUGGAUUAAUUCUCAGGAAGGGGGUGACCGUGGAGCAUGUUUGUCACGCAAUACAUAGGAAUCUUGCUCAGCAAUUUAAAUACGCCUUAGUUUGGGGUACUAGCACCAAGUAUUCACCUCAACGAGUUGGAGCUUCCCACAUUAUGCAUGAUGAAGAUGUCAUCCAGAUAGUUAAAAAGUAGAUUCUAGAGUAUUCAUUCUCAUUUAUUGUUAUGCUUCUCUAUAAAAUAAUUUUCUAAAA